CGACGUCCGUCUGGCCGAACAAGCGGAGGCGGGGGCGUCGCGACGCCUUCAGCAGGUCGCGGAGAGAUCGGCGAACCGGCGUUGGGGUUUUCAGCGUUUAUUUGGUCGUAAAUUCGCCAUCAGUCGAACAAGUGCGGCGGACCGGCGAUGACCGCUCGCCGUUUGUGAUGACCGACAUAUUCGCCUUAAUUUGAAACUCUCUACAGAAGUCGCUCGGCGUUUUCAAAUGUCGGUUUCGUCGUGAUUUCACUGGAUUUUGCCAUCGGAAUUUCGUCGUAGCGGGAAAUGAGAUAAGCUUCGGCGCUCAAACCUGACCUUUGCUGUGAUAAAAGAGUCCGAUAGUCGCGCGGUCAUUCUGAAAUGCACGCAGUGUAAUCCCGACGUUGCUCCGGUCAAGAUGGUGGUCCAGGAAAAGACCAGCAGCGCCAACCAGGCGAUCAAGAACCUCAUCGAGCUGAUCGGCUUCCUCGUCUACUCGCUGACGCUGAUGGUAGUGGCCGUCUACAAGCGGUGCUUGCCCUCCAUUUACCAGAAGAAGAAGCGGAUCAGCGGGGACGUGGCCCUGGUGACGGGCGGCGGCGGCGGGCUGGGGCGGCUGCUGGCCCUCCGGCUCGCCAAACUCGGCGCCACUGUGGUCUUGUGGGAUGUUAAUAUUAAGGGCGUUGAUGAAACUGUAGGAUUAGUCAAAGGCAUAGGCGGAAAAGCCUAUGGUUACCGAUGUGAUUUAGCUGAUAAAGAAGACGUAUAUAGGGUAGCGAAAAAAACCCAACAAGAAGUUGGAGAUGUAACUAUUUUAAUAAAUAAUGCGGGUGUAGUUUCCGGUCUACCUUUACUAAGCACACCGGAUAAUUUAAUUAAAAGGACAUUUGAUGUCAAUAUUAUUGCUCACUUUUGGACAGCAAAAGCGUUCUUGCCUAAGAUGAUAGAAAACGACCGCGGCCACAUAAUAACCAUCGCCUCGUUGGCGGGCCACCUGGGGGUGAACAAGCUGGUGGACUACUGCGCGUCCAAAUACGCCGCCGUCGGCUUCGACGAGUCCCUCAAGGCGGAGCUCGACUCGCAGGGCGUCAGGGGCGUCAAGACGACGGUGGUCUGUCCGUACUUCAUCCAGCAGACGGGCAUGUUCGACAACGUCAGCUCCAAGUUCCUGCCGAAGCUGAAAGCCAACGACGUGGCCGACCGCACCAUCGAGGCCCUGCUCUACGAAGAGGACGUGGUCAUUCUGCCGGGUUAUUUGAAGGCGUUGCUCAUGUUGAAGCCAAUAAUGCCUUGGUCAGUGAAGUCGAUGUUCUCGAAGAAAUUCAUACCGGACGCGUCUCCGCAUCACCAACCCACGCCGAUAGUACAAAUUAAGGAAUCCGAGGAUUCCUUCCCGCAAAAAAUCCUCAAUAACAGUGUCAGUGCCUCGGUUACGCAAACCAAGCCUAAUUUAGAUAAGCAAGGUAAAGAUCUUUGAUGGUAUUUUUUUAAGAUCGAUUUAAGUAGUUAAUAAAAUAUUUUUACGGU
This is a messenger RNA of Phyllotreta striolata, 1506 nucleotides long. Lineage: Eukaryota; Metazoa; Arthropoda; Insecta; Coleoptera; Chrysomelidae. The record is from the annotation of a GenBank genome assembly.